CUAACUUUCUGUACCAAAAUUUGAGCUUAUUUUCAACUCAUUAACUAUUUUAGAUAUUGCCAUCCUUAUUUAUGCUGGCUUUCUCCAUUGCCCCUUCAAAAAAAGUGCAGCAAUGGCGUUCAAUCAUACCAAUUAUUUGCAAUUUCUAGUUCUGCUCCUUCUCUCAGGCACCGCUUUUUCCACCAUUGUCAAAACUCUUCCCGGCUUUUCUGGUGACUUACCUUUCACACUUGAAACUGGAUAUACAAGUGUGGGAGAUGUUGAGUUCUUCUACUAUUUUGUGGAGUCAGAAAAAAAUCCAGCGGCUGACCCUUUGCUUCUUUAUCUCAAUGGAGGUCCUGGUUGUUCUGGUUUGAAUGGAUUCCUCUUCCAAAUAGGCCCAUUAAAAUUCGACCGCAAAAACUACACUUCAGGCCUACCGACAUUGCUAUAUGAACCCAAUUCAUGGGCCAAGGCUACCAACAUCUUAUUUUUGGAUGCACCAAUUGGAGCUGGUUUCUCUUAUGCUACAACCUUAGACGCUUGGAACACAACAGACACAAAACAUGCGCAACAAGUUACCACUUUCCUAAGAAAUUGGUUGAGUAAUCAUACAAGUUUCACGGCAAAUCCAGUCUAUAUCGGUACCGAUUCAUAUGCUGGAAUAAAUGCUCCUAUGAUUGCUCUUGAUAUUUUGGAUGGCAAUGAGGCUGGAGAUAAGCCAAUUAUUAAUCUCAAGGGAUUAUCGCUUGGAUGCCCACACACAGAUACAGACCUUGAAACUAAUGCAAAAAUACCCUUUGCUCAUCGAAUGGCACUUAUUACAGAUGAAUUGUUUGAGAAAGCCAACAAGAGUUGCAAUGGGAGCUAUGCCGUUAUCGCUCCAAACAAUACUGAAUGUGUAGAGGCUAUUGAUGCUAUAGAUGAGUGCGUCGAAAUGAUAAAUCGACAAAAUAUUCUCGAACCCGAUUGCGCUCUCCUAUCUCCGGAGCAAGCACAAGAUCAAAAGAUCCGAAGAUAUCUCAGAGAAAACACAGGAAAUUUCAUCAUGCAAUCGCCUCAAACUCGUGAUCUUUAUUGCCAUAACCUCCCAUACUUGUUGUCUGUCAUAUGGGGAAAUUAUGAAUCUGUCCAAGAAGCUCUAGGAGUUCGACCGGGAACCGUUAAAGAAUUUUAUCGAUGCAACAUUAGUUUGGCAUACACAGUUGAUAUUAAUUCAGCUAUUCCUCAACAUAAGGAGCUCACACAGAAAGGCUUGCAACUUCUGGUUUUCAGUGGUGAUCACGACAUGGUUAUGCCACAUAACGGUAUUGAAGAAUGGAUAGGCUAUUUGGAUUUGAGUCUUGAUAGUGAUUGGCGUCCAUGGUUUAUUGAAGGUCAAGUUGCUGGGUACACGAGGAAGUUUGACAACAGUGGAUACCGUUUGACAUAUGCAACAAUUAAGGGAGCUGGCCACUCGCCUCCAGAGGACAAACGGAAGGAAUGUUACAUCAUGUUUCAUAGAUGGAUUAAUUAUUAUCCUCUGUAGGAAUUUUUAGCUUCUCUAAGUAAUAAUUCAAAAGUAUCUAGUUUAUGUACUAGCUUUAUCCUCAGGAAAGUCAAUUUGUUACGGACAUAAAUUAAUUAUUGUAUCGUUUUAGUGUAACCAAGGGGAAUUUAGCUACUUUGAAAUAAUAUUGAUCAUAAGUUGUUGCUGGAGCA
Messenger RNA from Pistacia vera, 1680 nucleotides. RefSeq names its product serine carboxypeptidase-like 7. The record is from RefSeq and is a predicted model, not a curated record. Gene Ontology annotation, biological process: secondary metabolic process; proteolysis. NCBI's taxonomy places the organism in Eukaryota, Viridiplantae, Streptophyta, Magnoliopsida, Sapindales, Anacardiaceae. Gene Ontology annotation, molecular function: serine-type carboxypeptidase activity; acyltransferase activity, transferring groups other than amino-acyl groups. The transcript is spliced from 14 exons. The coding region runs from base 113 to 1507 and encodes 464 amino acids.